Molecule: messenger RNA, 789 nt
Organism: Truncatella angustata
Lineage: Eukaryota; Fungi; Ascomycota; Sordariomycetes; Amphisphaeriales; Sporocadaceae
Product: RNA cap guanine-N2 methyltransferase
Exons: 2
Coding region: 1-789 (262 amino acids)
Biological process (GO): 7-methylguanosine cap hypermethylation; 7-methylguanosine RNA capping
Cellular component (GO): nucleus
Molecular function (GO): RNA cap trimethylguanosine synthase activity
Source: RefSeq, a predicted model, not a curated record
AUGGAUGCAGCGAAGAAGCUGCCCUUGACCGACGAGUGCCAUCACUGGAAACGCCUGGGCGAAGUCCCUUGGGACUUGCAAAAAUACUGGCAGCAACGGCACACAUUAUUCCCAAAUUACAAUGAGGGUAUUCACAUGACCGACAGUGCUUGGUACGGUGUGACCCCCGAGCCCGUCGCAACGCAGAUUGCAUGGGAAUUACCCAAGACAGUUUCUGACGAGAAGACCACCAUCAUUGAUGUAUUUGCCGGCGUUGGGUCAAACUCGAUUGCUUUUGCUCUUUCAGAACGAUGGGAAAAGGUCAUCGCGAUCGAAAAAGACCCAGCUACACUCGCAUGUGCUCAGCAUCACGCACAGCUGUGUGGUGUCUUCGAUGAGAUUACCUGGAUAAACGGCGACAGCUUCGAGUAUCUCAAGCUCCUUCACUCGGCCCCUGCCAGCUUGGGAGACGCCAUCAAUGUUGAUAUAGAGAAGACGGUACUCUUCGGAUCGCCGCCGUGGGGAGGACCAGGCUACUCGACAGAUGCGGUUUUUGACUUGAGUACUAUGGAACCCUACAACCUAGCAGCGAUGCACCAAGCUUACAAGAGCAUGGAUCAUGCUCUUUACCUGCCCCGCACAAGUGACUUGAGCCAGAUCGCGCGACUAGUACCGGACGGCAUCAAGGUCGACGUCGUGCAGUAUUGCGUCGAGGGUGCGAGUAAGGCUCUGGUGGCCUACAUGCCUGCAGACAAGGGCCUCAACAGUCACACCGCAGAGGAGGAUACAGUGAUGGAUGAAGAAGCCUGA